AAUAUGCCGGAGGCACGUCAGGGAUGUAUUACAUAUGAUAUGCCUUCCCGAGGAAAAUACGAAGGACUUCCAAUGAAAACUUUCUAUCUAAACAAUGAAAAUGGAAGCACUUGGAAGAGUGAUUUGAGAACAAACUCAAAGACUCCUCAACCCAUAGAAGCUGACCAGUCGGUGAAGAGAAGGACUAAGAGCAGUCGCCUGAUAUCCUGCUGCUGUGCCCGCCACUCCACGCGGACAGUCGACAGCGAAGCUAACCAUCUCGAAGGAGAGGCAAUCAUUGCAGGCGAUCAGCAGGUGCCGCACCUUGCACCAUUGAAGCUGUCCAGUUCCUUGCCAACUACACCACAAUUAGGCCAACGGGUGGUGCGAGGACGCGGCUAUAAGAAGCUCUCAUGGAAUGAGGAGCAGCCACGCCGGCAGACAGGCGAACCAUCAAUAUCAAUGAUCGCCCAGGGCCAGGAGGCCAGGGCCAAUCCGCCGCUUACCUAUCAACAUCUCACCCGCAACCAUAGCAACAACAACAACAACAAUAAUAAUAAGAACAACAACAACAACAACAAUAAUGAUGAUGAGGAGGAGUACGAUCCCAUUGCCAAAUACUUUGCCAACACGCAGCAUCAAAAGCUAUCUCCUCGCAUCGCUGCGAAAAGCUCACGGAUUCUCUGCGAGAAUUGCUGUGGGGAGAGGCAGCAACAAGUUGGCAGCUCUAUGGACCGCCAAAAGCAACAGCAGCAACAGCAACAGCAGCAACAUCAUCAGCAGCAGAAACAGCAGCAACAGCUGCCGUUUGGGGACUACGAUUCAGUGUCCGAUUUGUCGUCGUUUCGCUUUGUCUUCGAUGGGGAGGAAGUCGAUUCCACGAGGCGCGUAUUAGUCGAUGCUCAUUAUGAGGAUGCCGCUGACGAUGACGAUGACGUUGCGCGGCCGCCGGUUAUAGAAAUAGAAAAGCGGCAGCCAAAUACAUCAACAACGAAAACGGAAAAAUCAACAGAGGCAGCACCAGCAGCAGCACCAACAUCAGUGGGAGACGCGUCAUCGCCAGUGUUGUCCCUGUCAUCUGAAAUCAGCGACGAGUCACCAGCAAUUUGUUGUUAUACAAUUGACAAAAAACUGUCACAGCAGCAGCACCAGCACCAGCACCAGCACCAGCAGCAUCAUCUACAACAGCAAGCGCAACAGCAGCAGCAACAUCUGCAACACUACAAUUCCUGUGCCACAGUUAGCUAUCGAAGCUAUCGCCAUCCACCGCCAGUUCCUCCAAAACCGCGUGUCUGUGUAGAGUCUUCUGUAUCCGAUGAGCCAGCCCUGAAGACCCGUCGUGUGGUCUGCCAUAAGCAGCAGCAACAACAGCAACAUUAUCAUCAGCCACCUGCCCAACCCACUCACUAUCCGCCUCGUAUUUAUCCCGCGAACAGCUGUUGCAUCCCUAAGGAUUACAACCCAUAUGCCUUCGAGGGAAGCUUCAAUAAUAACAUCAAUUACAAUUGCCGUUUCGGAUCGAGUGGAGAUUGCGCUUGGGGAUUGUUGAAGGGGCCACGAUCCCUUUGCUAUGAUCGACACGGACGUCUGACCUUCGACUCCGAACCGGAAACGGAAGUGGGGGUGGAAAAGCGCAACGGAGUGCACAAAUCACUCAGUGAAUCGCGUCUGCAAAUACAAUAUUACGGAGAGUCCAAAGUUCCCUAUGAUCCGUACACUGAUCUAGCGCGUGUGACCGCGAAUGUUAUAUACCCAGAAAAAAGUGACCGCGAAAGUUCAUUUUCUCUGCCACUGCAGCACAAUCGUGAAUGCAAUGCGUUGCUCCAAGUGAAUCCUACAAGCCAAAUUAACAAUCACCAAUUAAAUCAUAAUAAGCGAAAUAAUAUACUUCUGCCGUGUCACUGCAAUUCCUAUGUGGAAGCUCCAUUCGAAGUUAACAAGGAGAACGGGCACACAAUGGAGAAACGACGUAAUACCCUGGACCGCUUUCAGCGCCUCGGUUUCGGGCGUAAAUCAUCACCAGCGGCAGCCGCCUCUGCGUCCACGUCCUCUUCGACAUCCACUUCCGGUCCGGAGAAGCAGCGCAAAACAUCGGAUCGUUCAGAGCGUCUCCGCGAGCUAACCGAACUUUUACGGGGUGGAGGUGGUGGCGGUAGCAGUUCCCGUGCCUCCUCCACACCCACUCCGCCACCGCCUCCUCCGCCACCUGUGCCACCGCCCCGCAAACCGCGCACAUCACAUAUCGAGCGCCAGGAUACAGGCGCCAGUCAAACUUCAGAAUCGGAAACUGGCAGUGCUCACCUGCGAAUGCCUAGCGAAGAAUCAACACGACACAGUGGCGGAGGAGGUGGAGGCGGUCUUAGCACCGCUGCCCGUAUACUUGCCUCCCUUCGACCAAACACGAGUCUCUCCAAUCUGGAGGCCUUCAUGUUGAGCAACCGCGAGAAGUCCAAAUCCCCGCCCCCACCUGCGCAGCAGAAUCAGCGACCUGCGGCUAGCAGAUGCGUAGAUGCGUCGGCCACUGGCAGCAGUGCCAGUUUCGAGAGCACGGCGCUAGCAUCACGGCCGGAUUCACGCAGCGCGCACAAGGUAGCCCCAUUUCGUUCGGUUUCUUUCUCGCAGAUCGAUUGUAAGUCCACGCUAUCCGCCUUGAGGGAUCGACUAAAGCGGGACAAGGCCGUCGAGGCUCCCAGUCCCAGUCCAACACACUCCAGGGAGGAGGAACUUAUUCAUCCAGAUCCUGGCUGGGUGCGAAUACCACUGAAGAAGACCGAACUCAAUAUCAAUCUGAAUUACGGACAGGAAAAAUCCCUGGAUCACGACUCGAUCCAGGAGGAGGACAUUUUUAGCAACGAGUUGACGGCGAGUGGCAGCUCAGGGGUCCUGUUCCCAGUGGCCACUGCCAGCAGUGUAAUAGCAGCUCAUGCUACCAUGGAAUCUCUGACAGAUACCAUUCAAUCGGAGAGCGAUUGUCUGAUCAAGGAGGAGGUGCAGCCGCAAAUACAACCAGUACUGGAGAUAACACCUCCAUCCUCCUCUGUCAGUGGAAGUGCCCCGAAUCUGGCUACCUUGAUGGAGGAGCAGUUGCCUUUGGAGUCUCCACCGGAUAACUUUCUGCAAACAGCUACCACCUGCGAGAUACCAGUGCCAGUGUAUGAAUGUGCCGCCCAAGAAUGGCUGGAGACUCCUGCACAGGAAUGGGUUGAGGUUGCCCCUGAAGAAUUUGGGAUAGUGCCAGAGACCAUACAGCCACCCAUUCCUCAUGCUGCCUGUAAAAUCUCCCAAACGCCAUUCACUUUGACUACGGCUAUUAGGAGUGAUCUGGUCCCAACUAUUUCCGUGAGUCGUUCAUCCGAAGAGGGUGACGAGCUGGCAAAAAUCGAAGAUGUGCCGCAAGUGGAAGUGGCAACGACGGCCAAGAAUCCUUCAAUGGAGCAGCAUAGCAGACAGUACAGCCAAGACGAUUUGGACCUUGGCAAUGUAGAUUUGAGGAGCUCUCUGGAGGCCAUAGCUACACCGCGACACAGUACCGAUGAGCGGCAACGAAGGCAUUUGGAUAAGUCUACCAAACGGAAGGGGAUGUACAUAGACAAUGCGGAUUGGCAGGCUCCCACGGAGACACCACAACGAGGCCUAGCCCUGGAUAUCAAUGUGGCCAAUCUGAAUGCCAUUAAGCCGGAAUCCCCAGAUGUUAACACUCCCGGUACCUCUCAAAUGUUCAUUAGCAGUCCGCAAAGCUCAUAUUCCUUUGAAAUAAAUACUCCCGAACUGGAGAAAGGUUCCCCUUCUUGGGGCAGUGGCGGAUUGGUUCGUGACAAGGCCCAGUUAAUGAGCAACUUCAGCUGUCACAGCAGUGAGGAGAAGGAUGAUGCCUCCACUCGGAGCUUAAGCUUUCUGCGAACCGAUUCUACGUCGGAUAACGAGUGCGAUCGGGCUGUAAGGGAGCGUGAGAGAGAGAGGAUAACCUCUAGUCCCACACCUAGCACCGGGGACUAUGACUACAAACGCUUUUCGAAGCGUCCACUAAGAGGUCCCUACGGCCAGAUGUUGGAGGCGGAGAUGAAGAAACCCAAUCGGAUGCACUUCAAGGAGAUACUUGAGGAGCUGCGCGAGACAGACAGCUUGCACACGCGUGGAUCAGCUUCGGGUGCAGCCAGUGGAUCGGGUGGUCCCUCCCGCAAUCUGCCCCAAUACUCCAACUCUAUGAGAGUGCGCAAGACGAGCACCUUUCUGCCAGUGCCAUCUCAUGCCCGUGCGGCUUCCACGCCUUCGCAGCUGGAGCACACCAACAAAGGCAUUUCCGCAGCCACCGCUCAGAUUUCAGUGUCCGCCAAGAACCUAAGUGAGGCAGAACUGGAUGACCAGUUACAUCACAUGAAGCGAGCAGCCUCAGAGGCUCCGGCUCCCAAAUCGCAUCACAGCAAGCGUAGUCAGUCGAUGAGCACGGAACGUCCCAGCCUUCAUCAUCAUCACCACGGACACAGUCAUGGACAUGGUCAUAGCCAUAGUCAUAAGCGGAGUCUGGAUUCGGGAUCUGGUGACAAAGCUGCCAAAACUUCUCCAUCAACUGGAGGAGCUUCAGCAUCGGCAUCGGGAUCAGGAACCAAGGCGGGCAUUAAGCCAACGCCUGCUCUGUUGGCUGAGCUACUGAAGGGAUCCAGCGAGAAUAUGAUCUCCGAGCAGCGAAAGAAAACGUUAGCGGACACACGCACUCAUGUGGUGCAGGAGAUCUAUCGGAAUGAGCAAUCCUAUGUGGAAUCCCUGCAGACCGUCGUUGUCAAGUAUCUGAAAGUGCUCAAGGCUCCAGAGCAUGCCGGCAUGAUAGAUACCCGUACUGUGGAUGAGAUCUUUUUCAUGGUUCCCGACAUCCUCGAGAUUCACGAGAAGUUUCUGGGCGAUCUGAAGGGCCGCUUGGAUGACUGGGAUGUUCAGCAGAAAGUUGGCGAUGCAUUCAUGGAUACGUUUUCAAAGCUAGAAGUCCUAGAAGUCUACACAUCCUUUGUUAACAACUGCAAUCGAGCAAAGAAUGCUAUUCGCUCCAUGAAGCAUCAGAGGCCCUCGUUUUCCAAGUUCCUCGAGUCCACAGCUCGGGAGCACAAGGGCAAGCUUACCCUGGACAAUCUGCUCAUUAAGCCAGUGCAAAAGUUUCCCAACUAUGAACUGCUGUUUCAGCGAUUGAUUAAGAACACAGAUCAUGAUCAUCCUGACACAAAGCAUUUGCAGGACGUGCUCAAGUUGGUCCACGACAUACUGGUCCACAUUAACUGCAAAGAGCGAGAAAUAAUGGAGAACGGGCAAAGGGAGGCCACGCUCCGGGAAUUAGAAGGCGUUAUCGAGGGCAUCACCGAUCUUAUAGCUCCUGAAAGGCAGUUCCUGCUCUUCGACCUAGUUUCCAUGCCUUCGGGUCAAGGUGCUCGCAAGGAUCGCGGCUUCUUCCUAUUCAACGAUCUACUCGUUUUAACCAGCAUCAAGAAACGAAGCGGCACCAUCCGCAAGCCCAACAGCACCAUCUGCCCGGGCACCGUGGCCUCCACCCUGGAUACCAACAAGUACAAGUUCCUUACCAAGAUCUCGCUAGAUUGUCUGGAAAUUGUCAAAUCUAAGGACGAAAAUAUCAAGCGUAUCGUCAGCGAAAUCGAAACUUUGGCCGAUGACUGCAAUAAACUGCAGCAAAUCACCGACAUCACCGUCUCCCUUAAAUACCCGCAUCAGUAUCUGGAGGAUGUAAUCCGCGAGCUCCACCGGGAUGUCCAGCGACAACUCUCCGAGCGCCAGACAAACGACACACAGCUGAAUAUGCUCGAGCUGACAGUCAGUUCUCCAAAUGGCAAUCAAAAGCUAACUGUGGUCUUCAGUAAAACCGAGAAGCGGACGCAAUGGGAGGAGAGCUUCAACGAGGCCAAGCAAAAGUUGGCUGCCACAUUGGAGCGUCAUCCCAUACCCGAGUUCCUCACCUCAAUACCCAUCCGCAAGACUCGAGCUGGACUGCAGUUCACCUGUGCGGCAGCCACGCUUAGUGACAAUCGAGAUGUUUGGGUGUGUAACAGCGAUGGGUAUGUGGGUCAGGUGUGCAUCAUGUCACUCCAUCCGGAACCCAAUGUCACCAGUUGCAAUGGCGUGUGCAAUGCACGUAUCCUUUGUGUGGCUUCCGUGCCGGCAUAUAGCUCGGCGGCCUCAAGUCGAAAUAGUAGUGGCGAGCAGCCGGCUGGAUCCGGUGGUCAAGAGGAGAAGGACAAACGUAACACUCCACAGAGUUAUACACAACAGUUGAGAGAUUACCGCAAGAGUAUCUCGCCCAGCUUCCAGAGUGCCUCCACUUCGGCGACAGCGACGCCUGAAAAGAAGAAGCUAACGCCAAUACCCACGCCGGUGGCAAGUGGUGAUCCUGCUGAUGCGGCUACCACUGGCAGUGAUACUCAGUUAGAACUAAAUCUAAGCUCCAGCGAUGAUGAAACGGAGGCUGCAGCUGCAUCACUGAAUGUGGCCGGAAGCACUGGAUCGGGAACUGGUGCAACUCUGACGGAACGAGUACCCAGUCCUGCGCCCUCAUAUCACGGCCAUCAGGACUCUAAUCCCGAGGAAGGCGAGAGCAAUCAAUCAACCAUGUGGAUUGGUACUGAAGACGGCUGCAUCCACGUCUAUAAUAGCACUGACAAUAUUCGGAUUAAGAAAAAUCGCAUCAAGAUCGAGCACCACUCGGCCGUCUAUUCCAUUUUGUACCUGGACAAUCGUGUGUUUGUAUCAUUAGCAAAUGGUGAUAUCUGUGUUUACCUGAGAGAUGGUGCCACGUCAUGGAAUACUUGCUCAUCACAUUGCCUGUCCAUUGGCACCGUCACCAGUCCGGUGAACAAGCUCUUAAAUGUCAACGGCCGACUUUGGUGUUCCAUCCAAGGCAUUAUCAAAGUCCUGGACGUAGAGAGUUUAACGGUCAUCAAUCAAAUUCAGAUUUCAUCGGACUCGAAGCCGAUCACAAACAUGACAGUCUCUAACAAUCAUGUCUGGAUAUCCAUUCAGAAUUCAGCACACAUUAAGUGUUUCCAUUCCAAUACCCACCAACUGGUUACCGAAGUGAAUCUCGCCCCCGCCGUCAACAAGAUGCUCUCCAAUUGUGAUGAGAUUAUUCGCCAGCAUAAGGCCGCCUGCCUGCGGGUUACAUCGUUGCUAUGCUGCAAGGAUCUGAUCUGGAUUGGAACCAGUGCUGGUGUUCUGCUAACUAUCCCCGCACAGGGUUACGAAAAGGGUGCCAUAAAUAUUGUGCCCACAGGCAUUCCUCAUGGCCAUACCGGACACGUGAGGUUCCUGACUUUUGUGGAAACUACGGGCUUGGAGGGAACUGCUCCAGGUGGAAGCGGAGGUCGCGAUGCAGGCGGUUCCAACAGCGAUGAGUACACCAAACAGGGUUCCAUCAAGCACUCCAAGUCCAAGUCCGAGACGAACAACACGUUGAUCAUUUCCGGUGGCGAUGGCUACGAGGACUUCCGCAACUCCGGUGCCAACUCGCUGAGCGAGAUCGCUGGACGUGAGGACAGCACCAACCAUCUAUUGAUAUGGCAAAUUUGAAGCAGAAGGCGUAAAAAUCGCUGGAGGCUACUGCUCUCACGCUGGAAGAACAACAACUGAGAUCAGCUCAGGGGUUGUCCGAGGCCAGCGUUCGAGUGGUGAGCCCGGCGGUUUUUAUGGGGCGAUCAUUAUUAAAGAUCCAACGAGAUCUGCAGCAGCUGCUAAGCUGGAAAUUAGUAGGAUUAGCUGACGGACUUAACGGACUCAAGGGACGAACAGGACGGAUGUACAGAUGAAUUUUGGAUUGCUCGCAGAUUGGAGAUUGAAGUUUGCAUACUUCAGAUUGAACUUGUGAAUAUUAAAGGUUCGGCAUUUGAUGUAUUAUGUGACUCUCACAUCACCCCGACUGGCCUAUAAAAAACACAGUGCCAAAACAAGAAACAGAAUACAUAUACGACUCCUGCGAUUUGGGAAAGCACUUUCAAUGUACAUACGGAUCGCACCGCUGGAGAGAAGAUGGAGAGCUACUCGAUUCCACGGCAACGUGUACGAUAGAUAUUUUUGUAUUGCUUAGCAGGCAGACUAAUUGUAAAUCUAAGACCUCCCCCCCAUUCAAGUGUUAAGAGUUCGUGUCUAAGUUCGUUUGAAUUGAAUACAGGUCUAACGUAAAUCAUAAAUAAAUGUAAACGAGUUAAAUCCACCUGAGGUUCGUUCGAUGAUCCCCGCCCGGAAUCCAAGCGCAUUAAUCGAAUUUAUAAACUACAAACCACUCAAGGGUCAUGUCACUUAUGUUUGCGUGUGUCUCCAAAAAAAAAAAAAAACAAAAAUAAAAAAUGAAAACAAAGAGUACGCAUGCCCAGGAUAGGCUUGUAAAAAUUGUAGUCUAAGCAUCUCCCUAUUUUUAUUGUAUACAUACGCGCGUAAUAUAUACAUAUACAUAUAUAUUAAUAACUAUAUAUAUAUAACUGAUUAAAUGGCGUUUAUAAAGUUUAUUGUAAAACCUAUUUCAUGCAAGAGAAUUGAAUUUGAAAAUUGCAAAUUUUAACAUAAAUACGAGUGAUAUUCAAGUUUUUUGCUAAAGUUUUUUGGGCAUGUACAAAACGUUAAAACCAACACUAAAAACACUCACACCCAACACCACACCCUCUAAACAACAAAAACCCCAAAAACCUUAAAAACCCUACCUACUUAAAUAUGAAUAUAUAUAUAUAUUUUUUCUAAUUGAAUACUAUUUGUAAGUUGUGCGCACCCGAAAAUCAAGCAACUCAAGCGACCUAUUAAUUUGAAGGUCGCGUCUCAAGCUCGAUCCUCUGUCUAAGGUAGCAAAUUGUAAUAAUUUAAGUAUGAAUAUUUCUAUGUUAUAUAGUCUGGUUGGUUAUUAACAUUAAUCAUUGUUCAGUGCAGUAUUUCAAAGUGUAUGAUGUAUGCUAAGCUCUUCCACAAUCGACUAUCCACCAACAAAACCGAAACUACAAGAGAACACUAAACCACAAUCACACCGAACCACCGAGAGCGGUUUCAUCUGUUAUUUGAGUGGCUAAAAUCGCAUCCUAAAUAAAAAUCAAAAAAUGUAUGAAAUGCAUUUUCUCAUAUUCAGUGAACAUCUGACAAUUGUUAUCCUACCUCUACGAAUACCAAGGUGUUAAAUAUAUAUAUACUUAUAUACAUUAUACUCGGAGGUAUUGCUCUCGGCCGACGUAGAUUUGACCCUCAUAUUGGAUCAGAAGUGGAAGCAGGAGCCAUAACAGGCGAAACUCCCUAAAUGAGCUGUAAUAAUAGAAUCUAAAACAAUAAUUCCCCCCUUUGCCAAGCUGCAUUGUAAGGUUCAAUAAUAAAUUGUAAAUGUGUUAAAAAAAAAAAAAAAUAUAUAUAUAUAUAUAUAUACUUAAAUGGAGGCGUAAGCAUGUAUUAUGAUUAUGUUUGUAUCAUCUACAAUAUUAAAUGGAAUCUUUAAGCCCAA
Drosophila eugracilis is the source of this 9439-nucleotide messenger RNA. Its product is annotated as rho guanine nucleotide exchange factor 17. The transcript has 16 exons. Gene Ontology annotation, biological process: actin cytoskeleton organization. The record is from RefSeq and is a predicted model, not a curated record. Gene Ontology annotation, molecular function: guanyl-nucleotide exchange factor activity; protein binding. Bases 4 to 7539 code for a protein of 2511 amino acids. Lineage: Eukaryota; Metazoa; Arthropoda; Insecta; Diptera; Drosophilidae.